This is a messenger RNA of Prunus persica (peach), 960 nucleotides long. Its product is annotated as probable glutathione S-transferase. Gene Ontology annotation, molecular function: glutathione transferase activity. Gene Ontology annotation, biological process: glutathione metabolic process. Gene Ontology annotation, cellular component: cytoplasm. The transcript has 2 exons. Bases 29 to 697 code for a protein of 222 amino acids. NCBI's taxonomy places the organism in Eukaryota, Viridiplantae, Streptophyta, Magnoliopsida, Rosales, Rosaceae. The record is from RefSeq and is a predicted model, not a curated record.
UAAGAAGAUGAACACAAAAUAAACCAAUAUGGAGGAAGUCAAGGUACUAGGGUUCUGGGCAAGUCCAUAUCCUUACAGGGUUAUGUGGGCUCUGAAACUCAAGGGUGUCGAAUAUGAAUAUGUAGAAGAAGACAUAUUCAAUAAGAGUGACUUGCUUCUUCAGAGUAACCCAGUGCAUAAGAUGGUUCCAGUGUUUUUUCAUGGUGGAAAAAUAAUUGCAGAGUCCACUGUUAUUCUUGAGUACAUUGAAGAGACGUGGCCUCAGAACCCUCUGCUACCAAACGACCCUUAUGCAAGGGCCAUGGCUCGGUUUUGGAUGAAGUUCUUAGAUGACAAGAAGCCAAACCUUCUUGCGUUCUUUAGGAAAAUUGGAGAUGAGCAAGCAAAAGCAGUAAAAGACGCCCAAGAAAUUAUGACAAUCUUGGAACAGCAUAGCCUUGAGGAAAACAAGUUUUUCAACGGUGACGAGAUUGGAAUGACAGACUUAGCCUUCGGAUUGAUAACAUUCUGGCUUGAGGUCAUGGAAGAAGGAGCUGGUGUACAAGUGCUGGAAGUCAAUCGCUUCCCUCGCUUGCAGGCAUGGAUUAAAAAUUUCAAGGAAGUUCCCGUGAUUAAAGAAAAUCAUCCCGAUAAGAGCCGCCAGUUAGCCUAUAUGAAAGAACGAAGGGAGGUGCAUGUCAAGACAGCAACUUCUUGAUAUCCACACGAACCCCAUAAGAAUAAAAGUUCAAAGAUAAAUAAAUGUAAUAAGCUUCUAAACUUUUAGGAUUCGGCAAUGGGCCGGCUCGCUCAUAGCCACGGCCUAAAAUGGGUUUUGACCCAUUGAAUUUAGAUAGUUUAUUUUCAAUUCACAGAUCACGAGGCAAAUGAUGAUUAAAUGGGUAAUAUAGCCUCUAAACAAUGAUAUUAUAUGUAUCAACUUAUCACUAAUAGAAGUUAUAGAAUCCCAUAUUUUAUGCA